Messenger RNA from Brassica oleracea var. oleracea, 1098 nucleotides. RefSeq lists its product as uncharacterized. The record is from RefSeq and is a predicted model, not a curated record. Bases 144 to 1040 code for a protein of 298 amino acids. The transcript has a single exon. NCBI's taxonomy places the organism in Eukaryota, Viridiplantae, Streptophyta, Magnoliopsida, Brassicales, Brassicaceae.
UUAUUGUCAUUACACCCUUGCUUCAUCUUUUUCCGUAAUCCACCACCUAAUAUUAAUCAUCUAGGGUUCCUCUAACAACCAAAAAAAAGAAAGAAAAACUUUCUUCUAGGGUUUGCCGUAAACUUCUAAGUUGUCCCUCUAGCAUGGACAAACCUGGUGGCCUCUUCAUCCCCAAGAAAAAACAAUCAUCAUGGGAAGAGCUGGCCUUCGCAGAAGACGAUGCCGCCGGAUCUUUGUGGCCGCCAAGAUCUUACGCGUGUAGCUUUUGCCGGAGAGAGUUUAGAUCGGCUCAAGCCCUCGGGGGCCACAUGAACGUUCACCGAAGAGACAGAGCACGGCUUAAGCAAUCUGACGAUCAAUACUUAUUCUCCAAGUCUUCUUCGUCUCCGGAGCAUCCAUCUCAUAAAAAUAGUGAAACCUCUUGCUAUACUUUGUUUUUUAACUCCAGUCCUAAUCGUUUAAAGUCUCAACACUCCCGUGUUAUUGAUCUUCCAUCUUCUCCUUCUUCUUUAUUAUAUCUGCCUCCUUCUAGGGGUUUUUCCGGUUUGCCUCAAAAGCAAGAUACGUCUUCUUCUUCUCCGAACGCUAUAGAACCUUCCAACAAUUCUGAAAAUAUUCUCUCUUCUUCCCCACGGUCGUGCCCGAAUACUUUUGUGAAGAAAAAGAGUUGUGAUCUUUAUGAAACUCCGGUUAUAGAAGGAAGCAAGAAGAGAAAGAUCGAGAGAGAUGUACCAAAGAACGGGGAUACAGAGAAUGUUAAUCUUGGAGACACCACUGAUCUCUCACUGAGAAUGAAUCUGGUGAUCCACGAGGGUUAUCCGAUUACUGCUCAAGUGAGCGAUGAAGAGGUAGGGAGGGGUGAUAGCCUUAAGAAAAGACGAAUGCGUGAGAGUUCAUCGGAGCCGUCGAUUUUCGUUUCAAGUUUUUCUUGCAAGAGUGCCAUAAUUACUAGAAACGAGGAGAUCAAACCUAAGGGUGGUCACUUUGAGGAUUUAGAUCUUGAGCUUAGGCUAGGGGCUGAUCCACCAAAGGAAAAUUGAUUGAUGGAUAUCAUCCAAAAAAUAAGAAGGUAUGGAAAAAGUUAUAUACAAAAUACAA